AUGGCAGCCAGAAUUCCAAAGCUGGAGCCUAUGGACGAACCACAACCAAAUCCCGCCCAUGAUCUCGAUCAGGUCCCCGCACAAGACUUUGUUCCAGUCGUCAUACAAGACUUCGGACACGCCCCUAUCCACGACUUCGGACAGGCGCCUGCACAAGAUCCAGCCCCCCAGCCUUUCCCUGGACCUGCCCAGAUCCCUGCUCAUAUUGCUGGGUAUCAUCGAGACAUCAUCCUCCCUGCACUUGUCGAGAUCAGUGGGGCCAUACGCAAUCAUGAUCGAAGACUCGACAACUGUGUUACCAAAGCAGACGUCGAGACUCAGAGGGCUUUUGAUGUUUUGGAGAGAAGGACUAUGAGUCUCCUGAAGGAACUCACAAUCGUCAAGAGGGACCUGGUUCAAUGCGCUGCAGAAUCUUACACAAGGUUCAACGAGUCAGAGAGGGACAAUGCUUCGCUGCUGCUUCGUGUCUCAGCCUUGGAGAAGUUGAGCUUGGAAAGAGGUCACGAUCCUCGACUUCCACCCAGACUUGGAGACGAAGUACAAACCUCAGACAAGCCAAGUGGACACCCAGAGAACCCGAUACAGAUCUACGACGACGAGGGAGAGUCAAACUUGGACGAUGAAAGAGCCGACAAGACGAAGCCGCCGCACAAGACCUCGCCAUCACUCAAGAAAGAGGGACGCAUCCCAAAGCAAGAGCCUGUCCGUACCGACAUCAACGCCUCCAUCCUUGAACAUGAUCCAGCUUUCGGUGUCAUUAACAACACCGCCACUGUAGAAGAACUCAAGACAGUCCAGACCGCCAUCGAUGAAUCCGCCAACUCGCCACAGAAACUUGAGAUCCGCAUGAACCAGCUCGACCUUGGAACAACAAACAACCACCACGAUUUGACUCGCCAUGUCGACUACCUCCAUGGACAGAUCCAGGGGCGCAAGGUUGACCACCGAGCUCACGUUCAGAGUAUGGACCACUCGAAGGAAGAUUACUCUCAAGCCAUUGAGUCCAUCAUGGAUCAUCUCGGAAGCAAUGAUGUUUGCACCAACAUUUCCAUCGCUUCGAGCAACAACAGAGAAGACAUGGGUUCGAAGGACCUGACAGACAAAUUUGAAGCCAACGAUAGAGACGUGCAAAUCUCGGCUGUCAAGGAGGAAGGAGUUAUGGAGGAUGAAGGGGUGACUGUCCAGCGUCAAGGAGGCAGCGCAGACACCGGUGUGAUGUCAGAAACCAUGUCAUCGGGAUCCUGCAAGAGAUCAGCUGUGUCAGCUCCUGGUACACCACCUUCAGGAAAACGCCACUCCAAUCUCACCAUCUGA
This is a messenger RNA of Aureobasidium pullulans EXF-150, 1314 nucleotides long. RefSeq lists its product as uncharacterized. The transcript has a single exon. Bases 1 to 1314 code for a protein of 437 amino acids. Lineage: Eukaryota; Fungi; Ascomycota; Dothideomycetes; Dothideales; Saccotheciaceae. The record is from RefSeq and is a predicted model, not a curated record.